UCUAUUUUCAUUAGCGUCAUUUGAACUUCAAUCAAACACAUGAUGUAGGCACGAGAGGACAAUGCACUGCUGAAACGGGAUGUAAAUUAUAGAGCUGAAGGAAGACACACAAAAGAAAUAUUAUUUCAGUAGAACACCGAAGAAUAUUUUCAUAACACACGUCAGCUCAACGAUUGAACAUCAAAACCUUUGCCUUUGGCUUUGGAGUUUAUCAUUCAAACAAGUUAUUGAAAAACGACCAGUUGGAAUAAAAUGUUGCUCAAAAUACUGCUGUGCUUCUCUCUUCUCUAUGGAAUGGUGUCUGCGGGGUAUUGGAAAAAAAUUGCCUCAAACCGUUGUAUUGGAGCAAAAAGUAGCCAUUACAAGCAGUUUCGCUACAGAGGACCAAGCAAGUUCAUUACAGCCAUGAAAAUGGUUCACAAAAAAGGGGUGAUCGGAUGCGCCAGUUGGGGUCGUUCAAAAUGGGGAUGCAACAAUCAAUAUCCCACGAAUAUUAUCGUUACAGACACAAGGAACAAACGCAUCUAUCCCUCGCCAACCUUGAUUAGCCUGCGUUCGGGUGGCUGGUACGACCUCCCGGGCUACGGGCCAAAUUCCCCAGAAAUCGUUUUCUCGGAUCCAGGAUUUCGCUAUCUAUACAACGGGCAAAACAUGAGAAUUUGGUACGGAGAAGAUCUCUAUAACUACACUGAACAUGACAACCACGGAUAUACCUGCAUGGAUGUAUAUGUUUAUGUUGCGAGCAUAUAGAAAUUGGUCUCAACAUUCUCCCCGAUUUAAUGGAAACGAUCGCUUGAAAAUCAUGCAUGGCUAAAUUAUAGAGAAACAUAAGAUUGAUAGUUGCUUUACGUUUGUCAUAGUCGUUCAGUUAUAUAUUCUGUAAAGUUUUUCGUGUAAUUAUGUUUUAGUUUAAUAAUUUUAGGUAAAUACAGCCACAAUGCAAUCGCUUUUUGUCUUGACGUU
This is a messenger RNA of Dendronephthya gigantea, 963 nucleotides long. RefSeq lists its product as uncharacterized. Bases 253 to 750 code for a protein of 165 amino acids. NCBI's taxonomy places the organism in Eukaryota, Metazoa, Cnidaria, Anthozoa, Malacalcyonacea, Nephtheidae. The record is from RefSeq and is a predicted model, not a curated record. The transcript is spliced from 3 exons.